AUGACAGAUUUCGCAUUGACAACUUUCAGUAGUAAAGGAAAACUAUUAUAAAUCGAAUAUGCUCUCAAUGCUGUGGCAAAGGGAGACACCGCCAUAGGAAUCAAAGCGAAAAAUGGUGUUGUUCUGGUGGUUGAAAAGAAGCAAUCAUCAAUUUUGGUUGAAGAAUCCAGUGUUCAAAAGGUUUCCCUAUUGACAGAUAAUAUUGCAGCCACCUAUGCAGGAUUGGGUCCAGAUUUUAGAGUGCUGUCAUAACAAGCAAGAAAAUUGGUGAAAAAGUAUGAUCUCAAAUACCAGGAGGAAAUAUUCGUACAAACAUUGAGCAGAGAAUUAGCAGAAGAUGUGUAAGUGGCAACCCAAAGAGGAGGUAUUAGACCAUUUGGAGUCUCCAUUCUCAUUGCAGGGUACGACGAGGAGGGUCCUCAUCUCGUUUAACUCGAUCCAAGUGGAGCCUAUUAUAGUUGGAAGGCCACUGCCAUUGGAAAGCAAGCCAAGAAUGCGAAGGCCUUUUUGGAGAAGAGAUACAAUGCAGAUAUGGAGAUUGAGGAUGCCAUAAACACAGCGUUGUUGACUUUGAAAGAGGGAUUUGAAGGAUAGAUCACCCCUACGAAUAUCGAAGUGGGAGUGAUAAGAGAUGACCAUGUGUUUAGAAUAUUGCCUCCAUCGUAGGUGAAGGAUUAUUUGGAAGAGUUAGAAUGA
Molecule: messenger RNA, 696 nt
Organism: Paramecium tetraurelia
Lineage: Eukaryota; Ciliophora; Oligohymenophorea; Peniculida; Parameciidae
Exons: 3
Biological process (GO): ubiquitin-dependent protein catabolic process
Cellular component (GO): proteasome core complex, alpha-subunit complex; proteasome core complex
Source: RefSeq, a predicted model, not a curated record